CCAGAGUCCGCUCGGAAAGAGCCGUUAUCCCAUUUGACUUGAUCCUUGCGCUCUGAUUGAGGUUGGCCUUACACUUUGCACCUGAUCAUCGACCACAAAAGCAGUCAGAUAUGAGUCUCGCAUUCGUUAACGCGCUUGAGUGCAAAGAACCGCACAGUGACGAGAUUUGGGCUGUAGCAUGGACGGCCAAUAAUACGGCCGUGUCCGCUUCCGCAGAUGGCACAGUGAAGCAGUGGGAUUCCACCUCUGGACAGGUGUCGAUGUCGCGUCCGCCACACAACCUUGCGAUAGUUUCUCUGUCCGUCUCACCUGAUGGGAAAUUUGCGCUGUACAACGGUCUCGAUGGUACAACAUGGCUUUGGGAUCUCCAGGCUGAUACCGUGGUCGGGCGUCAUGAAAGCUACGACCGUUCUUCAGUGCAAGGCGCUGAGCCUUCGUGGUCUGUGUCACUCAAUCCAAAUGGCGCGACGUAUGCGGGUACCAGCAGCUCUGGAAAUGUGAAUAUCUAUUCUGCGAACCCUGACUCUUUCGGAACACGACAAGCAAUCUUGGCAAGUGGUAGGAGCAGACACGGUAUGGAUUGCGUGCAUAGUCCAGAUGGUACUCGGGUGGCAUUUUCGAACGAAGCUGGCCAAGUCUUUAUAUUUGACCUGGAAUCACAAGCUUUGACAUCAACCUAUUCUUCGCAUGCCAUGUGUGUAAGAUCGUUGGCAUGGUCAUACGAUGGGCAGUUGUUAUUGACAGCCUCUGACGACAAGCGCCUCAUUCUUCACGAUGUGCGCUCAACCCCAUCCGGAAAACCUGGUUCUGGAGCAGUAGCCACGCUUACAGGCCACUCUUCUUGGGUGCUCAGCACUAGCAUAUCGCCGGAUGGACGUCUGGCUGCAUCAGGGUCUGCUGACAAAACAAUCAAGGUGUGGGACUUGUCGGCACGCGCAGCAGUCUCGACGCUCCAGGAAAGUGGCGAGGUAUGGAGCGUUGCAUGGUCCCCCAAACCACCCGCUCCUGGAUCCGCGGGUGCAUUUCUUACUGGAGGACAGGAUGGACAUGUACGAUGGUGGAGAUCCGCUGGUGCCGGUGCAUAGUGUGGGUAGGAUAGCAGAUCCCAAACUAAACGAAUGAAUGAAGCGAACGUCUUGCCUUCAUAUGGAGAAUCAUCCAUGAAUUAAAUCAAACACCUCCCAGCUAUCUAGGCUUUCUAU
Suillus clintonianus is the source of this 1202-nucleotide messenger RNA. RefSeq names its product WD40-repeat-containing domain protein. Gene Ontology annotation, molecular function: protein binding. NCBI's taxonomy places the organism in Eukaryota, Fungi, Basidiomycota, Agaricomycetes, Boletales, Suillaceae. Bases 111 to 1085 code for a protein of 324 amino acids. The record is from RefSeq and is a predicted model, not a curated record. The transcript is spliced from 8 exons. Gene Ontology annotation, cellular component: Cdc73/Paf1 complex.